Toxorhynchites rutilus septentrionalis is the source of this 1737-nucleotide messenger RNA. Its product is annotated as alkaline phosphatase-like. The record is from RefSeq and is a predicted model, not a curated record. Gene Ontology annotation, molecular function: alkaline phosphatase activity. The transcript is spliced from 2 exons. NCBI's taxonomy places the organism in Eukaryota, Metazoa, Arthropoda, Insecta, Diptera, Culicidae. Gene Ontology annotation, biological process: dephosphorylation. Bases 40 to 1722 code for a protein of 560 amino acids.
CAUCGUUCCCUUUAGUCUGCAAUCAGUCGUUAAUCGGAAAUGAGAAGUUUAUACUUGAGGCUAGUGAUUUUUCCGUUGUUCGGAAUGAUUUCCCCCAACGAAAUCUCGCGGAGUUACGACAACGAUGGCCAGCACAAAAGGCCGGCUCCCACGCGUCCGCCGGAGGCACGCCAAUUACCGUUAGGCUAUGAACCCAUCGAAACCACCUCCGCCUUCUGGCAGCAAAAGGCACAAAACAUUCUCGCGUCCAAACUGGCCGAGACACCGGUCCGCGCGAAAGCGAAGAACGUAAUUUUCUUCAUCGGCGAUGGAAUGUCUCCGCAGACCAUUGCAGCCACCCGGAUGUACCUUGGCAACGAGAACAAAAUGCUCGCGUUCGAUGAGUUCCCUUAUCUUGGAACCGCGAGGACAUAUUGCGUCGAUCGGCAGGUGCCAGACUCGGCGUGCACUGCGUCGGCUUAUCUCUCCGGUGUGAAGGUUAACUAUGGUACGAUUAACGUGGGCGCGAGUGUGCCACGCUACAGCUGCGCGUACAACCGAACCGAGGCGGAGUUUCUCGGGUUGCUCAAAUGGGCACAGGAUAACGAUAUGGCUACCGGAGUGGUAACCACCACCAGAAUUACCCACGCAACACCGGCUGGGACGUAUGCGAGCACUGCAGAUCGUGACUGGGAGGAUGAUUCGUAUGUGAGGAAGGCCGGAUGCGACCCGUCCCAAUAUCCGGAUAUUGCGGAUCAACUAGUGAACGGAGAGGUUGGGAAGAGAAUUAAAGUCAUUCUCGGUGGAGGCCGUCGACAUUUCUAUUCAUCCACUCAGAGAGAUGAAGAAAACAGUCCCGGCAGUCGGGCGGAUGGUCGCAAUUUGGUCAACGAAUGGUUGAGUCAACACUCGGACUGGGCCGAAUACGUAUGGAACCAAACUAGCCUCCAAGCUGUGAACGUGGAUAACACCUCACACUUGUUAGGGCUCUUCGAGAGCAGCCAUUGCUUGUACAACUUGGAGAUAGAUGAGGGAAACCUUCAGGCAUCCGAGCCGAAGCUCUCUGAAAUGGUUGUAGUAGCGGUGAAGAUGUUGCGGAAGAGCGAAAGUGGGUUCUUCUUGUUCGUGGAAGGUGGCCGUAUCGAUACGGCGCACCAUGAGACGAGACCGCGGCUGGCCUUGGAGGAAACCGCGGAAUACUCGAAGGCUAUUGGACUGGCACGGCAGAUGACCAGUGUGGAGGACACGCUGAUCGUAGUGUCCUCGGAUCAUUCCCAUACGAUGACCUACAAUGGUUACCAGACACGCGGCAACGACAUCCUCGGCAUCGCGGACAUCAGCGACAUCGACGAACUUCCGUAUACCACCCUCAGCUAUGCAAACGGCGAGGGAUACUUUGUGGCAUACACCCCGGACAAUCUGGCCGAGCGUGCAGAUAUCAGCGGGCUCGACUUCAGUGACUUCCACAGCCAGUACCCGGCAACGGUGCCACGCGAUUCGGAAACCCACGGUGGAGAGGACGUGGCCGUGUACGCAAGCGGUCCAAUGGCACACAUCUUCCGAGGCAAUUUCGAGCAGAACGUCAUCCCAUCGUUGAUUGCUUAUGCUGCGGAAAUUGGUCCCUUCGCGGGGACCGAGCAGGACUCCGAUGGCUCCGGGUCGGCGGUGUUCAUUUGCUUCCGACUGGCCGUCAUCUGCGGGGUUAUUGGCCUUCUGGUUCAACUUAGGUGGUAUCGUUUGUAGGUCUACUGUUAAGCC